Messenger RNA from Brassicogethes aeneus, 3569 nucleotides. The record is from the annotation of a GenBank genome assembly. NCBI's taxonomy places the organism in Eukaryota, Metazoa, Arthropoda, Insecta, Coleoptera, Nitidulidae.
AUGGGAGAAGGAAAUCGCCUCUAUGUUUGUGGAACAAAUGCCCAUAAUCCCAAAGACUGGGUUCUUAAUUCCAACCUGACACAUCUAAGCAGGAACACCUUCGUACCAGGAAUAGGAAUGGGAAUAGCCAAGUGCCCAUACGACCCAACUGACAACUCAACAGCUGUGUGGGUGGAAGAGGGAAAUCCAGGCGAUCUUCCAGGUCUUUAUUCGGGAACAAACGCGGAGUUCACCAAGGCCGACACCGUCAUUUUCAGAACAGACCUGUACAAUCUGACUACUGGCAGAAAGGAAUUCAGUUUCAAGAGGACCCUAAAAUAUGAUUCCAAAUGGCUCGACAAACCGAACUUCGUUGGAUCCUUUGACAUUGGUGAUUACGUGCUGUUUUUCUUUCGCGAAACUGCCGUCGAAUAUAUAAAUUGCGGCAAAAAUGUUUACUCCAGAGUCGCGAGGGUUUGCAAAAGAGACACCGGCGGGAAGAACAUACUUUCUCAGAACUGGGCUACGUACCUUAAGGCGAGACUUAACUGUUCCAUUCCUGGAGAAUUUCCCUUCUAUUUUAACGAGAUCCAAAGCGUUUAUAUGGUGCCAGGCGAUAAAACCAAGUUUUACGGAACAUUCAUCACCUCCACAAACGGCCUAAUGGGUUCAGCUAUUUGCUCCUUCACCAUCGCCGACAUCCAGGCCGCCUUUGCAGGUAGAUUCAAGGAACAAGCUUCUUCAUCAUCCGCGUGGCUUCCAGUUAUGACCAGCAGAGUCCCUGAACCACGUCCAGGAACUUGCGUUAACGAUACCGAAACUCUUCCCGAUACCGUUCUUAAUUUUAUCCGUUCUCAUCCACUUAUGGAUAGCGCUGUCACACAUAAGAACGAAAGGCCAGUCUACUACAAGAGAGACAUCUAUUUUACCAAGUUGGUGGUCGAUAUGGUAUCCGUUGACAUUGGUGGUUUGGUUUUGGACUACACUGUUUACUAUGCUGGAACUGAUGAAGGACGUGUCCACAAGAUCGUAGAAUGGGAAUCAGAAGAAGAGGAAGACGAAGAUGAUGAUGAUGAGUACAGGGUUAAACCUGCAACCUCCAUCCUUUUGGACAUUUUUGAUGUAACGCCAGGCGAGCCUAUUCAAAUUAUGGACAUUUCCAAGGAACACAAGGCUUUAUAUGUAGGGUCUGACUACAGGGUUAAACAGGUCGAUUUGGUUAUGUGCAACCGAAGAUAUGACAGCUGCUUGAGAUGCGUUCAUGAUCCGUAUUGUGGUUGGGAUAAAGAUGCCAAUGUUUGCAAACCAUACUCACCAGGACUUCUCCAAGAUGUUUCAAAUAGUACAAUCGACGUGUGCGACAGCAGUGUGAUCAAGAAGAAGAUGAUGGUCACCUGGGGCCAAAGUCUCCACUUGGGAUGCUUUCAAAAAAUGCCUGCCGUAUUGUCCUCUCAAACUGUGACCUGGUACCACUACUCGAAAGAAAAGGGCCGUUACAAGAUCCAAUUUAGAGCGGAUAAAUACAUCGAAACCUCCGAACACGGUUUGGUUAUUAUCGCCGUUACUGAAGCUGAUGAGGGAAGGUACGAUUGCUGGAUGGGGGCUUCUUUGCUUUGCUCUUUCAAUGUUACCGUCGACGCUCACAGAUGCUCUCCACCUGCCAAAUCCAACGAUUAUCAGAAAAUCUACUCCGACUGGUGCCACGAGUUCGAGAAAUACAAAUCCGCCAUGAAAACUUGGGAAAAGAAACAAGCUGAAAUAGAUUCACUGGUAUCACUUUUAAAUAUUGACAUGAAAUAUGUUUUAAAACCAAAGGAAGAAGAACCUUACUGUAUAGUUGAAUUUCAAAGUGAAACUGAUGUGAGGCAGUUAACAAACAGAUCAGUAUCACUUCGCAACACAAUAGAACUUUAUACCUAUGCUACUAGUAUAAAUGAAUUACAUGAAAAAAUGAAAGUUUUUCCAAGAAGUAUAUUACAGCCCUAUCUUAAUAAAAAUAUGUCCUUUAAAAUAGACGUAGAAACAUUUAAUAGGCAUUUUACACAAAAACAAAAGGUUGAUAAACUAGAAAAAUUUGAAUACUUACCUAUAAAAGGGCCUGUUAACUUAAAAAAUCCUGAUGUUAUAUUCCAGUACAUUGAAUAUUAUGGAACUAGGGCUAAUAAUCCACCAGAAAAUCCAUAUCAAGUUUUCUUUGGGAGAUUUAUUAGCUGUGGCUUGAGAGAUUUAAUCAAAAAAUUGUCACUAAAAACAAGAAAAUAUAUUGGUAACACAAGUAUGGAUCCCCAGUUGUCACUGCUAAUGGCCAAUCAGGCAAAAAUAAAAAAUGGUGAUAUAGUUUUGGACCCGUUUGUUGGUUCUGGGUCCCUAUUGGUGGCAGCUGCACAAUUUGGUGGAUAUGUUUAUGGAGGAGACAUUGAUUAUCUUAUGCUGCAUGCCAAAACACGUCCAUCCAGAAUAUCCCAGAAAAAAAGGGAAGCAGAUGAAAGUAUAAGGGCCAACAUGAAGCAAUAUAAUUUGGAACAUAGAUAUUUGGAUGUAUUAAUUAAUGAUUUUUCCACUGUGUUUUGGAAGAGUAAUAUGAAGUUUGAUGCAAUUAUUACAGAUCCUCCUUAUGGUAUAAGAGAAGCAACUGAAAGGGUAGGGACAGAAAAAGAGGAUUGUAAAGUAAAAGAUGAGCAUUUAUCGACGCACAUUCCAGCCAAAAUAGAGUACACAAUAUCGCAAAUCUAUAGUGAUUUGUUAAUAUUUUCGUCAAAGUAUUUAAAAAUAGGGGGACGGUUGGUUUGCUGGUUUCCAGUUUACAGGGAUGAUUAUUUAGAAGAUGGUUUGCCUUCACAUCCAGCCUUAAAACUCAUAAGUAAUUCUGAACAAACAUUAACAAUGGUGACUUCAAGGAGACUAUUAACUUUUGAAAAAAUCAGGGAACCCACUGAGGAUGAACUUAAUAAAAUUGACAGCAAUAUAACAGAUUUCAGGGAGAAAUAUUACGUGAACAGAGAAGAGACAAGGAAAGAAAGAAGAAUGAGGGAGGCAAAAAUACGGGAGGAAAAUAAAACGAAUUAUUUUACCAAUAAGGACAAAAAAUAAAUUUUAAAUAAAAAGGUUUAUUAAAACUUUAUGAAAUAGUACUUUAUUUCCUUUUUCCUUUAAAUUUGCUUUUACCACCAAUGGGUCUGAAAUCCCUAUUUUGCGAGUUUGUUUUGUCUCUUCCUUUGCCCUUUCCUCCAAACUUACUGCCUCCUUUCUUAAAUUUGUUGUUUCCAAAUUGUUUCUUCUCGCCACCCCUUCCUUUAUCCCCAAAUUUGCCAUCUCCUUUCUUAAACCUGUCAUUUCCUUUUCCAAAAGGUUUUCCUCCACCUUUUUUAAAUCUGUUGUUUCCUUCAAAUUUAUUGUCAAUGUCUUUAUUAAAUGGUUUUCCUCCGCCCUUUUUAAAUCUGUCUUUUCCUUCAAAUUUAUUGUCAAAUCUACUUUUUUUAAAUGAGGAAGAAUCGUUAUUGUCAUUAUCCAUUCUUGGUCUUUUGUUAUUAUGACUUUGGAAACUGCCAGGUCGUUUUGUUCCACCAGUGUGUCUUGAUGUAAACAAAUCU